AUGGAUGUGGAUGACAAGCUAGUCGAAUGUAUGCUCAGUUCUAACACAGAAAACAAACCAGAGGAUAAGGUUGUGAAGGAGGAAACUGAUGGAUUGACCACAGAUCCUGAGUCUGAAGAUGAAGAGAGCUCAGACAAUGACACUCACAAUGACAACAAUUCAGAGGGCAAGAAGGUUUUGUCUGUGCUAGUAGAGAGUCAAUCUGGCAAUUGUAAGGCAACAGUGGAGGAGCUCACAAAAGUAAAGGAGGACAAAGCUACUGCUAGGGCUAAAGUGAAGGCAGAGGCUGAGAAAGCAAUGUGGGCCAAGGUUAAGGAAGAGGCUCAGGCUAAGGCAAAGAAGGAGAAGGAGAGGGGAAAGGAGAAGGAGAAGGAGAAGGCUAUAGCCUUAGCACAGUCAGCAACAAAGCAGAAGGAUAGGAAGGAAAAGGAGGGGUCUAAAGGUUCCAAUACUGUUGCAAAUGCAGAAAGGUUAAAGGUGGUAGUAGAAAAGGGGAACAAGCCAGUUCCUAAAGAAGUUGCAAAACUGGAAAAGAAAAAGCUGGUUGUAGAGAAAGAGAAGGUUGAUACAAGAAGGGAUGGGAAGGAGAAACAAGUCAUAGUCAUUACAAAGCUGGAAAAGAAGAAAGAGGACAAAAGCAAGGAAAAAGAGCCAGUACUAGUGCUCCUAAGUAAGAAGCACACUAUUGUAGAGGUAGAGAUUCCAGUCUCUGGCAAGGAAAUGUAUGCAAAAAACCAGAAGGUUGUGGUGGAGUCUUCAAGCAAGGAGGACAAGGAUAUCCCUCCAGAUUAG
This is a messenger RNA of Fomitiporia mediterranea MF3/22, 792 nucleotides long. RefSeq lists its product as uncharacterized. NCBI's taxonomy places the organism in Eukaryota, Fungi, Basidiomycota, Agaricomycetes, Hymenochaetales, Hymenochaetaceae. The transcript is spliced from 7 exons. The coding region runs from base 1 to 792 and encodes 263 amino acids. The record is from RefSeq and is a predicted model, not a curated record.